Molecule: messenger RNA, 288 nt
Organism: Pieris macdunnoughi
Lineage: Eukaryota; Metazoa; Arthropoda; Insecta; Lepidoptera; Pieridae
Source: the annotation of a GenBank genome assembly
AUGUCGCAACCUCUACCGAAUCCGAAUACAUUAUUGCCUCUUGAACUUGUGGAUAAAUGUAUAGGAUCAAGAAUUCAUAUUAUUAUGAAGAAUGAUAAAGAAAUGGUUGGAACUCUUCAAGGUUUUGAUGACUUUGUAAACAUGUUAUUAGAUGACGUGACGGAAUAUGAAUCUACACCUGAAGGCAGAAAAAUAACCAAACUGGACCAAAUACUUCUUAAUGGAAAUAAUAUAGCUAUGUUGGUUCCUGGAGGAGAAAUGCCUGGUGACUCAUAUGAAGGGCAAUGA